AUGGUAUUCUGUCUUUUGGUCCAUUCAGAAGACACUGGGUCCAAGAAGUAUCAACAGUUGAUUCUUGAAUCUGGAAUAGAUGGAGUAGAUUAUCUUCUCUUAGGUGGCAGAAUACUUUACUCCUUAAAUACAUCAGUUAAAUUUCAUACAGUUCCACCUCGUGAGGAACUUUCCCCCAAUGGUCUGCAGUGUCCAGCUUGCUUCGAAAGCGACAAAAAUGAAAAAAAUCAAGUUGCCAAAGUUGGACGAAUAUUGCCUGCUAAGCCUCUACCUGCGUCAAUUCCCUUGUUGAUCCAUCUCUGCUCUGAGUCUCCUAAUCUUUCUAGAAUGCUGAAGGCACUCCUGAGUGCAUGCCUCCUCUUGGCCCUGCUUUCUGCAGUUAAACCUGAAGUGCAAAUUGAGAAUACUUGUUUGUCAUCCAGAUACUGUUUCUCAGGCGAUUACAGUUUCACUGCAGCGGAUGGUAAAUUCUUUGAGAUGAAGAUGCAAUGCUGCAACACUGACCUGUGUAACAAUGAAACUCUCAGCCUUCCUGAUCGCAACAUGCUGGCUGAAAAUGGUCUGCAGUGCCCAUCGUGCUUCUCCAAAGGAAAGGAAAAGUGUAAAAGUGAGACGAUCAUCAACUGCCUUGAGAAUGAGACCCAAUGUGUUGAUUUUAGAGGAGCUUUUAAGAAAGAUACCGUUUUCCCCAACUAUUUCACUUUCCAAGGUUGUGCAACAACAAAUUUCUGUGCCAUCCGGAAAAAUGGAAGAGUUUUUAUUGGAAUUCGGAGGUUUAUUCUUUCAGUUUAUGAAGAAAGCUGUUAUAAUGCUUCACGAAUCUCACACCAGCCUGAACAGGAAGGGUAAAUCGGACACUGUAGACCUCCUCGUGUAUUCCAAAAUCCAUGGCAAUGAGGGGGAAUUGGAGGCCUAGUGGUGAAAUCUAGGACUCGGGAUCUCUGUUUCUUGCUUGCUUGCUUGCUUUUGGUGGAGGUAAAGAGAAACAAGAGCAGAGAAAAGGGGGUCAGCAUGUGGGGAUUGUGGAUUCUAAAUACAA
Molecule: messenger RNA, 1039 nt
Organism: Podarcis raffonei (Aeolian wall lizard)
Lineage: Eukaryota; Metazoa; Chordata; Lepidosauria; Squamata; Lacertidae
Exons: 6
Coding region: 1-849 (282 amino acids)
Source: RefSeq, a predicted model, not a curated record